GGGCACUGGGUUUCUUUUUAAAAAUCCCAGGGAAAAACCUCAAAGAGAAGCUUCCCGGCGAGCUCAGAACGGCAGGGCAACGCCAGAGGCUUUGGAGAUGGCAAAUCAGGUAUUGCUUCACUUCCUGGUUCCUUUGUUCUGUGGCGCCAUCUCCCAGCCCAUCCACUACUCCAUCCCGGAGGAGCUACCCAAGGGCUCUCGGGUGGGGAAUCUCGCCAAGGACCUGGGGCUCAGUAUCCAGGAACUGCCAGCUCGAAAAAUGAGAGUGAGUGCAGAGGAUUAUUUCAGCGUUAGUGCAGACAGUGGGGAUUUGUUAGUGAGUGGCAGGAUAGACAGAGAGAAGAUCUGCGGGAGGAAGUCUGAGUGUGCGCUGGAAUUUGAAUCAGUCACUGAAAACCCGAUGAAUGUUUUCCACGUGGUUGUUACCAUCCAGGAUAUAAAUGAUAACGCACCACAUUUCUUUGGGAAGAGCAUUGAGUUGGAGAUCUGCGAGUCAGCCCUGCCAGGGGUAAAAUUCCCUCUGGACGCUGCGCGAGACCCAGACGUGGGAAGCAACUCGCUGAAGAUGUACGCCAUCAGCCCUAAUCCACACUUCUCCCUGUCAACCAAGGAAGGCCCCGAAGGUACCAAAUACCCAGAACUGCUGCUGGAAAGACUUCUAGACAGGGAGCGCCAGAGCUCCCAUCACUUGACGCUGACCGCCGUGGAUGGGGGGGACCCACCCCUAAACAGCACCGCCCAGAUCCGGAUCCAAGUCACCGACGCCAACGAUAACGCUCCAGCGUUCAGCCAGGACGUUUACAGAGCUAGCCUCCGAGAAAACGUGCCCGUGGGCACCGUAGUGCUGCAGGUGACAGCCACAGAUGAGGACGAGAGUGUUCACGGAGAGAUCACCUACGCCUUCCUGAGUGGGCCGGCCAGGGCUGACCUCGUCUUCAGCCUCGAUCCGAACACCGGAGCUAUCACGACCAAUGGUACCUUGGAUUUUGAAGACAAGAGUGGAUACGUGUUGGGUGUGGAAGCCAAGGACGGAGGGGUGCACACGGCUCACUGCAACGUUGAGAUUGAAAUUCUUGAUGAGAAUGACAAUGCCCCAGAGGUGACAUUCAUGUCCUUUUCCAACCAAGUUCCAGAGGACUCGGUCCUUGGAACAGUAAUAGCCCUCAUUAAAGUUCGAGACAGGGAUUCUGGACAAAAUGGUCUGGUGACAUGCCAUAUUCAGGAAGAACUUCCCUUCAAACUACAAGCCACCUCCAAGAACUAUUACAAGCUAGUGAUUGACAAGGCCCUAAAUCGGGAACAGACCUCCGAGUACAACGUCACUAUCACAGCUAGCGACAGUGGCAAGCCAUCCCUUUCAUCCAAGACAUGUGUCACUGUGCACAUC
Messenger RNA from Psammomys obesus (fat sand rat), 1387 nucleotides. Its product is annotated as protocadherin gamma-B1-like. Gene Ontology annotation, molecular function: calcium ion binding. The annotation marks the transcript as partial. Gene Ontology annotation, cellular component: plasma membrane. Lineage: Eukaryota; Metazoa; Chordata; Mammalia; Rodentia; Muridae. Gene Ontology annotation, biological process: homophilic cell-cell adhesion. The record is from RefSeq and is a predicted model, not a curated record. The transcript has a single exon.